GUUCCUCCGCCACCUCGAAAUCACCCCCACCCCCUGUUCGAACUACUACUAUGCUUCUACUUCCUCCUCCCUCUCCACUUCUUCUCACUCCACCCCCCCUUCUCUUCUUCCCUCAUCUCUCUCUCUCUCUCUCUCUCUGUGCAACUCCUCGUUGCAUCGACUCAUUCACAAUGACGAUUUCCUCCCUUACAAACUCCAUUGCCAUUAGCAUCAUUUCCUCACUCCUCCUCUUCACUUCUCUCUCCUCCUCCUCCCUCUCCCCCGACGGCCUCUCCCUCCUCGCCCUCAAAUCCGCCAUCUCCUCCGACCCCACCCACGCCCUCACCUCCUGGUCCUCCACCGACCCCACCCCCUGCCACUGGACCGGAAUCACCUGCGACCACACCACCCAACUCGUCACCUCCAUCUCCCUCCCCAACAAAGCCCUCUCCGGCUACCUCCCCUCCGAACUCGCCUCAUUGCUCUCUCUCCGCCGCCUCUCUCUCUCUAACAACUCUCUCUCCGGACCCAUCCCCACCCAAAUCUCAUCACUGCAAAAACUAACCCACUUGGACCUAUCCUCCAAUCUCCUCAGUGGGUCUUUACCAGAAUGCCUAAUCAAUCUCACCCACCUCGCCGGAACGCUAAAUUUAUCCUACAACAGAUUCUCUGGCGAGGUCCCGCCGGCCUACGGCAGGUUCCCGGUGGCGCUCAGCUUGGAUCUCCAGCACAAUAACCUCACCGGAAAAAUACCCCAGGUGGGGUCAUUAUUAAACCAGGGCCCCACCGCGUUCUCCGGAAACCCGAACUUGUGCGGGUUUCCGUUGAACUCGCUGUGUCCUGAUCCGGAGGCUCAAAACCCUAAUAACCCUAAUAGGGUUUUCUCAAACCCCGAAAACCCUAGAAACCCUGGUGUGGGUUUUGUGAGUAAUGGAGGGAGGAAAAAUGGGUCGGUGAUAGUUUCGGUUGUAUCGGGCAUUGCGGUGGUUAUCGGGGUGGUUUUCGUAUCGGCAUUGGUGUUUCGGAGGAAAUGGAGGAGGUCCGAGGAGGGUAGAAUGGGAAGGUUGGAGAAGUUGGAUAAGGAGGUGGAGGUGGAGGUGGAGGUGAGCGAGGAGGGGCAGAAGGGUAAAUUUGUUGUGGUGGAUGAAGGGUUUGGUUUGGAAUUGGAGGAUUUGUUGAGGGCAUCGGCGUAUGUAGUGGGAAAGAGCAGGAGUGGGAUUGUGUAUAGGGUGGUGGCGGGGAGGGGAUCGGGCGGAGCGGGUGCGAUGGUUGCGGUGAGGCGCUUGAGCGAGGCAGAUGCCACGUGGCGGUUUAAGGAGUUCGAGGCCGAGGUGGAGGCUAUCGGGAGGGUUCAGCAUCCGAACAUAGUGCGGUUGAGAGCGUAUUAUUAUGCUAGUGAUGAGAAACUGCUGGUUUCUGAGUUCAUUCGCAACGGAAGCUUGUACACCGCUUUGCACGGAGGACCAGCAGAACCGUCGCCACCGUUAUCCUGGGCAGCAAGGUUGAAGAUUGCCCAAGGCAUUGCUAGGGGUCUUACGCAUAUUCAUGAAUGCAGUCCUCGGAAGCACGUACACAGUAACAUAAAGUCCUCAAAAAUCCUUCUCGACGACGACCUUCAUCCUUACAUUUCUGGUUUCGGACUCGCACGACUUGUUCAGGGCAACUCAAAAUCCACCAAUCCAGCACUUAAAAAGCACAACUUGAACCAAAUUACAUUGAGCCCCAAAAGUAUACCCUCUUCAUCCAUCAUAUACACGGCACCCGAGGUUCGAGUUUUGGGAAGCAAGUUCACACAGAAAUCCGACGUGUACUCGUUCGGAAUCGUGCUUUUGGAGAUUUUAACCGGUCGUUCUCCGGAGUUGGGCCUGGAAAAUGAUGGGAAGGGGCUAGAGAGCCUUGUGCGGAGGGCGUUUCGGGAGGAAAAACCAUUAUCUGAAAUUAUAGACUCGACACUUGUACACGAGGUUCAUGCAAAGAAACAAGUCGUUGCUGCGUUUCAUGUCGCGCUCAACUGCACGGAACCGGAUCCGGAGGUCCGGCCUAGGAUGCGGACUGUUUGUGAUAGCCUCGAUCGCAUCAAAUCACAAUGAGAGAGAAGAAUGUUAGGACAAGAAAUUGUUGUAAAGUUAUGUUUGCUUAUGGUAAGUCAGUAGUGAUGUUGGAGUUGUUUUUGUUCCUCGAUCUUCCUCGGACGUUGGGUGGUUGUAAUGUGGAUCUUCAUUUGGAAAAUCCAUUGUCAUUUUGUCUCA
This is a messenger RNA of Rhododendron vialii, 2228 nucleotides long. RefSeq names its product receptor protein kinase-like protein ZAR1. The transcript is spliced from 2 exons. Gene Ontology annotation, biological process: protein phosphorylation. NCBI's taxonomy places the organism in Eukaryota, Viridiplantae, Streptophyta, Magnoliopsida, Ericales, Ericaceae. Gene Ontology annotation, molecular function: ATP binding; protein kinase activity; protein binding. The record is from RefSeq and is a predicted model, not a curated record. Bases 51 to 2069 code for a protein of 672 amino acids.